Messenger RNA from Komagataella phaffii GS115, 1437 nucleotides. RefSeq names its product Protein involved in rRNA processing. The coding region runs from base 1 to 1437 and encodes 478 amino acids. The transcript has a single exon. Gene Ontology annotation, molecular function: nucleic acid binding; RNA helicase activity; ATP binding. The record is from RefSeq and is a predicted model, not a curated record. NCBI's taxonomy places the organism in Eukaryota, Fungi, Ascomycota, Pichiomycetes, Pichiales, Pichiaceae.
AUGUCCCCCAGUGUAACCAAGAAGGUUCAAAAGGUCAAGAAGCCCUCAUCGAAGUCAAAUACAAAUGAGCUGAUACGUAAAAUCAAGGAAAAGGCAGAGGCUCAGAAGAUCCCGGAGCCAGAAAAAACUGAGACUGUAGGUGCAGACGAAACUCUAGAACCAAAGGAAGAAGAUAAAAUAGACGAUACAGUUGAAGAACCAGAACAGAAAUAUGAAAGCUUCAACGACUUUGGCCUUGUCCCUGAAAUUUUAGAGGCUUGUGAGAAGCUUAAAUACACCAAGCCAACUCCAAUUCAAGCUGAAUCCAUCCCAUACGCUUUGAAAGGAAGAGAUAUAAUUGGGUUGGCACAGACUGGUUCCGGUAAAACAGCUGCGUUUGCUAUUCCUGUUUUGCAAUCGCUUUAUGAGCAGGCAACUCCAUUCUUUUGCUGUGUCUUGGCUCCCACAAGAGAGCUAGCAUAUCAAAUCAAGGAAACCUUUGACUCUCUAGGAAGUGGCAUGGGAUUACGUUCUGUUUGUAUUGUCGGUGGUAUGGAUAUGAUUGACCAGGCCAAGGAUCUAAUGAGAAAACCCCAUGUGAUUGUAGCUACCCCAGGGAGACUAAUGGACCACUUGGAAAACACUAAGGGGUUUUCUCUGAAAGCAUUGAAAUAUCUGAUUAUGGACGAAGCAGAUAGGUUGCUAGACUUGGAAUUUGGACCAGCGAUUGACAAAGUUUUGAAACUAAUACCAAGAGAGAGAUCGACAUAUCUUUUCUCUGCCACAAUGACCAAUAAAAUUGAAAAAUUACAGAGAGCUUCGUUAGUAGAUCCGAUCAAGGUUUCGGUAUCUUCCAAAUACAGUACUGUCGACUCUUUGAUCCAGUCACUGAUGGUUGUGCCAGACGGUUAUAAGAACACCUUUUUGAUCUAUCUGCUCAACAAAUAUCAAAACAAAUCCAUUAUAAUAUUUACCAGGACUUGUGCCCAUGCCCAGAGAACUGCGCUUUUGGCACGACUGAUGGACUUUAGUGCUAUUCCACUACAUGGACAAUUAAAUCAAUCACAAAGGCUUGGAGCCCUAAACAAAUUCAAGGCCAGAGAAAGAACGAUCCUGGUAGCUACCGAUGUUGCAGCAAGAGGGCUAGAUAUUCCUAUGGUCGAUGUCGUCAUCAACUUUGACAUCCCCACAGACUCGAAAGCCUACAUCCAUAGAGUGGGCCGUACUGCAAGAGCUGGUCGGUCCGGUCGCUCAAUCUCAUUGGUCACACAAUAUGACUUGGAACUAAUCCUUAGAGUGGAGAGUGUUCUUGGUAUGAAACUUCCAAAGGAUGUCCCUCCGAGAGACGAAAUUCUAUCCCUUCAUAAUACUGUUGAAAAGUUCCACAACGAAGCUGUAAGACAGAUCAAAGAACACCAGAAUCGUCCAUCAGGAAAAAGAUCUAAGAAAAGGGAUUAG